AUGACAACGUCUUCUCCUUGGUUGGGGAGAGAGGGGCAGGAUUGGACCCUGACUGACAUCACAGCCCGUCGUUUUGGGAUCUGCCGUGAUAGAGCCGAGAGCUACGACCUCAUUUCAUACCGAGUGCAGCCUGCUCCUUUUGCACUGCCCAGCCGCAAGCCUGAUGUCGUUGAGGCUGAAGAAACUAACUACCAAGUCAGCCUCCCGACUGCGCGCAUUACGACCAAGUACAAGACGUGUCCCGACAAAGGCCCUUCACGUGGCGCACCAGACCACAUGGGCGUGGCUGCGGGUGGUACCCCUUCCACAAGGCCUCAAUAG
Messenger RNA from Cordyceps militaris CM01, 321 nucleotides. RefSeq lists its product as uncharacterized. The coding region runs from base 1 to 321 and encodes 106 amino acids. NCBI's taxonomy places the organism in Eukaryota, Fungi, Ascomycota, Sordariomycetes, Hypocreales, Cordycipitaceae. The transcript has 3 exons. The record is from RefSeq and is a predicted model, not a curated record.